AUGGGUUCAUCAGUCCCAGCUCUGUCGGCCUUGAAUGGCCCGACAUAUGUCACAGCCCAAACAUUGAUUCAGCAAGUCGCUUACUUGUUGUCUGACAAGAUCUUCUCUUACUCACCAGAGACUUUCGAUCUUGACGCCGCUCUCAAGGAAUGGACUGCCCAGAACGAGACCAACGCCAACGGCGAGUCUCCCGCCGUCAAGACCCUUGAAACCCGUCAGGGUGCCGGUAACCUGGCCCUUGGUUACCUCUUCUCCCAGGACUUUGACCUGAAGAAGCGUCACAUUCCACAGGGCAUCGUUGCUUCGUCCGCAACUCUUCCCUACAUGCGCGCCGCCCUGGAGCAGCUCUCUCUGCUUUACUCCGUUGCCAGCCCCGUUGCCGCGCACGUUGCUGCCGUUGACUAUGCCGGCGAGGACGGUCUGGUCUCUGACUACGCCUCUGCUUUGUCUCUGGCCGAAGAUCUCGGUCUGGGUCUGGUUUCCAGCGGAUCCGCCCAUGAGUCCCAGCACAUGGCCCUCUUCACCACCCUGCUGUCUUCCGUUCUUCCUUCUCUUCACAUCUACGAUGGCGUCCGCGUUGGCCGCGAUACCACCCGUGUCAUUGAUGUGCUCGACAAGGAGGGUCUUACCCGCACCUAUGAGACCGUCCGCAAGACUCUCGACGAGUCCCGCAACCGUCACCUUGACGCCCAAGGCAAGGUUUUGGAUAUCUUGAAGUCCCUGAACGGUGAGCUUGGUACCGAGUACGGUGCUUUCGAGUACCACGGUCACUCGGAGCCCACCUCCGUCUUGGUCGCCUUUGGCACUGUUGAGGCUGCCCUCACUGCUCAGAUCGCUCGCUCCCUCGCCAAGGACGGCGUCCGUGUCGGUGUUGUGAAUGUCCGUGUCUACCGCCCCUUCAUCGAGGAGGAGUUCCUGCGCGUUCUUCCCAAGUCCACUCAGACCGUUGGUAUCCUUGGACAGGUUUCCACCCCACAAGCCGUCCAAGAAGAGGGUGUUCACUCCGCUCUUUACGAGGACGUUCUCGCCGCUUUGACUUUCGCUACAGACCGUGAGCAGACUCCUGCUGCUGUUGAGAUCAAGUACCCCCGCUCUCAGCGCUGGGAUCUGAUCUCGACCGCUGCUGCAUUCCAGCGUGUCUACGACCAGCCCAUUCUCACCAUUGAUGGCGAGACCAACGCUUCCCUGCAGUUGCUUGACCCUGCUUCCGUGCAGGAGUACACUUUCUGGGACGUCGACAGCUCCGUCACCGUGGAGGCUGCCCAGACCUUGGGCCAGGCCCUUGGUGCCGACUCCGCUAGCAACGUCACCACCAGCAAGGCCCAUGACAACUUGGUCCAGGGCGGUGCCGUUCGCAUCGACAUCCGAAAGAGCUCCAAGAUUGUCGAUGCCCCCCCUACGCCGUCACCGCUGCUGACGUUUCUUACGUCGGACAUCGAUGUUCUCGCCUCUGUCAAGGACACCGGAAAGAUCAUCAUCAACGCCCCCGGCAUCAAGGAUGAGGACUUGGAGAAGAAGCUCCCCGCCAGCUUCAAGCAGGCUGUUGCCCAGCGCAGCAUCCCUGUCUUCAUUGUCGACUCAUCCGCUAUCGAGGGCUCAUCCGUGGAUGCUCUGGUUCUGCAGGCUUCGUUCGUGCGCGUCGCUCUCCCUGCGCAGGAGGGUGUUGCCACCAAGAAAUUGUCUGCCAUCACUGGCAACCCCGAAGCUCUCGAAGCCGUGACCAAGGAUCUCGAGAAGGCUCUCCGCCAGAUCGAGGUUCCUGAGUCUUGGAAGGAGCCGGAGGGAGUCACUGAGAUUGAGCAGCUUCCCAAGGACAUCACCACCAACAGCUUUGUUCCCUUCGACAAGAACGAGUCUGAGCCCCCUACUCUUCUCAAGGAUUGGGAGACUGCUGCUCGCGGAUUGGCCUUCAAGGAGGCCUACGGAACCAAGGAUGCCCUUCGUCCCGACCUUGCCCACAAGACUUUCACUGUCCACGUCAAGGAAAACCGCCGCCUCACCCCUACCACUUACGACCGUAACAUCUUCCACAUCGAGUUUGAUCUCGGUAACACUGGCCUCAAGUACGACAUUGGCGAGGCCCUUGGCAUUCACGCUGAGAACGACCCCGAGGAUAUCAACGCCUUCAUCGCCUUCUACGGCUUGGACCCUGAUGCCAUCGUCGAGGUCCCUAGCCGCGAGGACCCUGCUGUUCUGGAGAACCGCACUGUGUACCAGGCCCUCAUCCAGAAUGUUGACAUCUACGGUCGUCCCCCCAAGCGCUUCUACGAGGCCCUUGCCGAGUUCGCCACCGACGAGAAGGAGAAGAAGGACCUCCAGACUCUGGGUGGUCCCGACGGUGCCACUGAAUUCAAGCGCCGCGCCGAGGUUGACACCGUCACCUUCGCCGACAUCCUGCUUGAGUACCCCUCUGCCCACCCCGAAUUCCACGAGAUUGUGCGCAUUGUUGGUCCCCUCAAGCGCCGUGAGUACUCCAUCGCCUCGUGCCAGAAGGUUACCCCCACCACGGUCGCUCUGAUGAUCGUCGCCGUCAACUGGACUGCCCCCAACGGCCGCGACCGCUUCGGUCUGGCCACCCGCUACCUCAGCCGUCUGCGCGUCGGUUCUCCCAUCACCUGUGAUGAAGCUGCCCCCAAGUCCACCCAGCCCCUCAUCAUGGCCGGUCUGGGUACAGGUCUGGCACCUUUCCGUGCCUUCGUCCAGCACCGCGCUCUCGAGAAGGCCCAGGGCAAGGAGAUCGGUGCUGUUCUGCUGUACAUGGGUUCCCGUCACCAGCGCGAGGAGUACUGCUACGGUGAGGAAUGGGAGGCUUACCAGGAAGCCGGUGUCAUCACCCUUCUUGGCGCCGCCUUCUCCCGUGACCAGCCUGAGAAGAUUUACAUCCAGGACCGUAUGCGCCAGACCUUGCCUGAAAUCAUCCAGGCUUACAUCCGUGAAGAGGGUGCAUUCUACCUGUGUGGUCCCACUUGGCCCGUGCCCGAUGUCACUGCUGUGCUUGAGGAGGCUAUUGCCACCGAGGCCCGCAACAAUGGAAAGAAGGUUGAGACUCGCAAGGAGAUCGAGAAGCUCAAGGAUGAGGAGCGUUACGUUCUUGAGGUCUAUUAG
Molecule: messenger RNA, 3105 nt
Organism: Penicillium brevicompactum
Lineage: Eukaryota; Fungi; Ascomycota; Eurotiomycetes; Eurotiales; Aspergillaceae
Product: sulfite reductase subunit alpha
Exons: 3
Coding region: 1-3105 (1034 amino acids)
Cellular component (GO): cytosol
Molecular function (GO): FMN binding; oxidoreductase activity, acting on the aldehyde or oxo group of donors; sulfite reductase (NADPH) activity
Source: RefSeq, a predicted model, not a curated record